UUUUGAUCAUAGGCAGCUUAGAUCAGUAAAAUUUAUUAAUCAGAUGCGAAAUUUCUCGUGCUGAAAUAUCCAAAUGGCACAAUUAAGUCCGGAAUUGCAGAAGGUUGAAGAAGAUCGAAAAUUUGUUGAUAAUAACGAAUGGAUGAUCAGACCUUGUACAAUAUACGAUGUAGAAUACGCCAACUGUAAAGCAGUAAAAUCACGCUUCUAUCAAUAUUACAGAGAUGGCCAAUUUGCAGAUUGUAAUGUAUGGUACCAUAAUUACAAAGAUUGCAAACAGUACGCGAAAGACGAUUUCGCUGCUGGGGCUCGGCUAAUCAAACGCGAAAUGGAGACGUUAGAUAAUAGAAUAAAAUUACACGAAAACAAUGAUGUUUGGAAACCGCGUACUAAUCGUCCUCCUCGUAAUUGGAAUGCUCCUCUACCACCACAUCUUGAACAACAAAGAGAAGAAAGUUACUUUAUCGGCAGGGAAGAUGAUAUGAAAAAAGGUAUCGAUGCUUCUGUUGGAUCUAGAUGUACUAUUUCUUAAGGUCGCCGAUUUUCCCUCUCUGAAAUUCGCUUCUCGGUAAUAUGGAUUGUAUAUUAGUCAAUAAAUUGUUAUGUUUUUUACGAAA
Molecule: messenger RNA, 617 nt
Organism: Planococcus citri (citrus mealybug)
Lineage: Eukaryota; Metazoa; Arthropoda; Insecta; Hemiptera; Pseudococcidae
Product: synaptic plasticity regulator PANTS
Exons: 3
Coding region: 74-532 (152 amino acids)
Source: RefSeq, a predicted model, not a curated record